AUGAUUCAUUUUAAGUGCAGACAAGAGUGUUAUCCAUUUAGUAAAAUAAAAAGAUUCAUUAUUCCGGAUGAAAAAGUACCAUGGCAUGCAAAAUUUCCAGAGUACAAUCCUCCUUAUUACAAUGCUCCAAACAAAAGACACAUUAACAGGAAAAGUUUUAUGAAACCAUAUACAGUUGAUAAUGGCUAUCCACUGAACCCAAUCGGGCGUACUGGCAUCAAAGGUAGAGGCUUAUUAUGGCACUGGGGACCUAAUCAUGCUGCGGAUCCAAUAAUUACCCGCUGGAAGCGAGAUAACUUAGGAAAUAUCAUAAAACAUGAACUAAGCAAAAAGUCUAUUUUGCAAUUUGUCGGGAUCGAAAGAAGAGAUUCAGGACAAUGGGCCAUACCUGGAGGCAUGGUAGAUGCAAAUGAACUUGUCUCGGCUACCUUGAAAAGAGAAUUCAUGGAAGAAGCCGUGAAUGCGUUGGAAAAAAGUUCGGAAGAAAUUAAAACAUUCCAAAGUUCAAUUGAUAAUUUGUUUAGCAGUGGGUUUAAAAUUUACGAAGGAUAUGUUGAUGAUCCACGUAACACUGAUAACUCUUGGUUAGAAACUAGUGCUUCUAAUUUUCAUGAUGAAGACAGUAGUAUUGUUGGUAAUAUUCCGUUUGAAGCAGGUGAUGAUGCUGCUAAUGUUAGGUGGAUCGAUAUGGACAAAGAUUUAGAUUUAUAUGCUAGUCACUCACAAUUUAUUGAGCUAGUUUCUCAGAAGCAUAAUGCGCAUUGGUGA
This is a messenger RNA of Cotesia congregata, 768 nucleotides long. Lineage: Eukaryota; Metazoa; Arthropoda; Insecta; Hymenoptera; Braconidae. The record is from the annotation of a GenBank genome assembly.